AUGGCCUUCUUUGCCGAUGUGGGAGGCUUCGUGUUCGAAGCGGCAGCCAGUGGCCCCUUUCCCCUGAACGCCAAGCAACUUCACUGGUUAGUUGUUAACAAUCAUAUCGAAGAUCCCGAAACCGAUGUCGGCGAGAUCUGGUACAAGUCAAAACAGGACCGGUUUGCACGCCUCAUCACAUCCUUUCAGGUUGGCUACACAAUCAUACAUGCGAUUGGUCGGGCCGGACAGCUACUGGCUAUCACGACGCUCGAGUUGAACACUAUGGACAUCGUGGUAUGCUCUCUGAUGACUGCUUACGCUUGGCUUCACAAGCCGGCCGAUGUCAGGACACCGAUAAAGCUUGCGACAAGAACAGCGAUCGGCGAUAUUACGGGCGAUCGGCCAUGGAGAACCACACCAUUAGAUUUCAUCGAUGAGAACGGUCCGGGCCGGACACUCAAUGUCCAACCGUUGAUGAAAAUGCCAGUGAUCCCGCCCGACCAGCUGAUUCAGCAUAUCCCCAACGACCGGUUUCCGAUGAACCCAUAUGGUGCGCAAGAAUACUUCUUGUGUUUUGCGAAACUUUUGUUUACUGCUGUUCAUGUGGCUGGAUGGAACUUUUCCUUUCCAACUACAACGGAAAAGGUGUUGUGGAGAGUAUCCAGCUCGAUACCGUUUGGUGUCACGGCAGCAUUUUGGGUUCUCGAAACAGCAGCGUCUUGGAUACGCCUUGGGAGAUGGAAGUGGACCUAUCUCUGGAUAACAAACAAAGGCCGCUAUUCCCGAUUCUGA
Molecule: messenger RNA, 774 nt
Organism: Podospora anserina S mat+
Lineage: Eukaryota; Fungi; Ascomycota; Sordariomycetes; Sordariales; Podosporaceae
Exons: 1
Coding region: 1-774 (257 amino acids)
Source: RefSeq, a predicted model, not a curated record